Messenger RNA from Pedinophyceae sp. YPF-701, 2361 nucleotides. Lineage: Eukaryota; Viridiplantae; Chlorophyta; Pedinophyceae. The record is from the annotation of a GenBank genome assembly.
AUGUACGCGCAGGGUCCUCGCGCCACAGCGCGUGAGUGCGGCCCACAAGCGUCUGACGUCAAGAAUCAACUCCUCCGCCCGAGUCAGGGUGACGCCCUUCGCACGCAACAGGCCUUUCAAGAUCGCGGCGCAUGUCCGCAGUUGGUCACUUCGUCACUGAGUGCCUGCACAGCAACGUUGUGCACCAAGGUGCAGCUCGGCGCUGUCGGGCGUCGGCAUCACACGACCAGGUCACAUCGUCAGCUGCUUAAAGCUCCGAUCGCCGCGGAUCAGGCGGGCCCACAAGCCGAGCCUGACUCGAGGUUUCUCUUCCAGCACCUUGCGGACAAGCUGUCGAGGCUCAUGGGCGGGGGACAGAGCAAGCCACCUCGGCGCUCUUUGACGCUCGCUGAUGUCCUACACUUCGCUCCGGAGAUCCUGGAACGGGUCGGUCUCGGAGACUUGCUGAGCUUGCUGAACUCUUCGCGGGACGUACGCUGCGCGGUGUUGCGACGCAUGGCUGCCGUGUGGACCGCUGGAAAAAGCAUGCUUCGAGACGUGGCCGAUGACGCGGAGGAGAUUGGGGACGCGACGAUGUCGUUGAACUUCGAUGGUAUCUGGGUGCCAGCCAAUCAGGCGGCCACGCUGCUGGCCUCCCUCCAGAGCUGCCGGCUGGAGACGCUGCGGCGCGACGACGACCCUGCAGCGCAUGUGCGGGCCAUCAGCAUCGUCCUGGAACAGUCGCUGCAGGGCGGGAAGCACCAACAACUUUCGUUGAGGGGGUUGUCGCUUGCAGCCCCGCUCCCAGGGGUCCAUCUCAGCUCAGAUGCACAGCGCUUGGGUCCAGAGCUCGAGAGACUUCGGAAGGUGAUCCACGAGCUGCGCUGCACACCCGGGCGCCAGGGCGGCGGCAGGUCCAGCUCUCGACCACUCCAUGUGGGCUUCUCGGCCAACUCGUGCAGCGUGGGCACGUACGUCGGGCCGGACCGCUUUCUUGUCCGCGAGCUCAACGGAUCGAUCAGCGUUUUCGACCUCCCGGGCGUCCUUCAGGCGCACCACGUCGACCUCGAACACGUGACAAUCAAGGGCAACGCCAACCCGUACCACAACUUCCCGGAGCCAGUGCCGAUGUCGGCUGUAUCGCAGCACUGCCAGCUGUGGGACGCGGUGCGAGAUGCUGCCAAGCUACGUGUCUUGCGGCUCGAGCUGUCCGGCAUGAGCCCCAACCUCGUCCUCGAGGCGCAAGUCUACGCGAGCUUCGUGGCUGCGCUCCGCGAGGGGAUCUCACGGCUCCGCGUGCUCGAACUCGGCAACAACAUGGUCUCCGGUGCGGCCGUCCCAGAGAUUGCGCGCGCCGUGUCGACGAGCAAGACGCUGGAGGAGCUGAAGCUCAGGUCGUGUGGCAUCGAACAGGAGGGCGUUCACGUGCUGGCGACGACGCUGGCCGACGGGGGCGGCGGUGUUCUGCGGAUUCUGGACCUUGGGAACACGAAGAUCAAGUGUCCCGACUGCUACGCAAACGCUGCGACGACCGCCACAGCUGCGCUGGCGCGCCUCGUGUGUUGUGGGCGGCUGGAGGAGUUGUACCUGGCGCGAGUGCAGCUCCUGGACGUCGAUGCGGCAUCCUUGGCCACGGCGAUCGAGGCCGCGAGCUCGAAGCUGCGCAUCCUGGACGUCACAGACAACAGGAUCGGAGAUGUGGGCAUUGCAGCUCUCGGCACCGCCAUGGGGACCAGCAGGACGCUCGAGGUGCUGAAGCUCGACUGCAACUACAUCGGCGACGACGGUCUCCGGGCCUGUGGGCAGGGUCUGAAGUCGAGCACGACCAUCAAAGAGCUCGGGCUGAACCGACCUCUCUUGAUGUUUGCAUCAACAUCGACGCCCGCGAUCGGCGCGGCUCGGUCUCUCGGCGAGGGUCUGAGACACACCCGAUCGCUGCAGGUGCUGCGUCUCGACUGGUACAACACCUUCGGGCUGGCGGAGCACAUGGAGAUCCUUGGUGGGCUUGCAGCGAACACAUCGGUGCGCGAGCUCUCCCUGCUUUGCGCUCAGGUCGACGACGGUUUCCUCGGCGAGGUCGCCGGCAUGCUGCGGCGCAACAGGUCGCUGCGGAGCCUCAACCUCAACAGCGCUCACUUCACGAAAGAGGGACUCACCACGAUCGGCAUCGCGUUGCGGGGCGGCAACAUGACGCUGGAGCACCUCAGCGAGCAGCACCGCGACGCAAAGGGCUCGUGCAGGUUCAGGCGCGACGCUAUCAAAGCGGCCGAUGAAGCCCUGAGGAGCAGCGAGGUCCGUCGGACGUCACGACGCAACCUCGCGAACACGUGCGUCGCAGCUUUGGCCCUCUCACUGGCCAAAGCGCUGGCCAGCGAGUCGUGA